Messenger RNA from Penicillium atrosanguineum, 993 nucleotides. RefSeq names its product Nitrogen regulatory protein nrfA. The record is from RefSeq and is a predicted model, not a curated record. Gene Ontology annotation, molecular function: acyltransferase activity, transferring groups other than amino-acyl groups. Gene Ontology annotation, biological process: mitotic sister chromatid cohesion. Bases 1 to 993 code for a protein of 330 amino acids. NCBI's taxonomy places the organism in Eukaryota, Fungi, Ascomycota, Eurotiomycetes, Eurotiales, Aspergillaceae. Gene Ontology annotation, cellular component: NatA complex. The transcript has a single exon.
AUGGCUUACCAGUUCUUUAAAGACAGACCGUCUGGUCCUGCUAAUAGUACUACUCCUACUCCUAUUGCAUCUCCUCCUCCAUAUCAGACUCGUCCGUCUAUUCAUCCUCCUCGACUUCAGCCACCUCCCGCGGCUGCGACCAGACCAAACCAGGCCCUCCAAGACGAGUACACGCCAUAUCCGCAUGCGAUUUCUAUGGGCUAUGCCACCCCUCACCCUCAGGUCACGAUAGAAACGGUGGGAACAGGACAUAUCCCGUCCCUGGUGCGUAUCACUGGGCUGCUCCUGCCAAUACGUUACCCAAACUCCUUCUAUACGGCCACCAUCACGGACCCUGUCAUCGCGUCUCUGUCACGCGUCGCAAUCUACCAUGACCACCCAGUCGCCGCUGUACCGGAGUCUGGCACCUCUGUGGGAUCAGAUAAAGUGAUCGGGGGUAUUCGUUGUCGCCUAGAGAAGCCAGAUCCGCCACGAGGAACACAAGAUGAAUCGACAAACCUCUACAUUCAGACUCUUCAUCUGCUCUCGCCUUACCGUGGUCAAGGUGUGGCCGCAGCACUAUUGAAUGCACUGCUAUUCGAAACACCGCCGAAAUCUAAAUCACGCGGCCGGGUUUCUGAAAUAGUCAAGCAUUACAAUAUACGGUCUGUGACUGCCCAUGUCCACGAAGCGAACGAGGAUGGACUCGCGUGGUAUGUUGCGCGUGGGUUCAAGAUCCAAGAUGGCAUUGUGGAAGGGUACUAUCGACGACUGAAACCCUCCGGUGCGAGAAUUGUCCGUCUGGAUUUACCCUACGAUGAUGCGCAGGAGAACCCCGAGCGUAAGGAAGUUCCGAAAAGCUCACCCCAAGAUGACGACUGGGAGAAGGUCGAAGCGGAGGAUGGAGAAGAGGGCGAUCAUGGCGUUCAGCUUCUAGGUGAUUCGCACGAGGAAACACCUUCGAGAAAGCGCAAGGCUGUGGAUGAGAAGGGGAUCCAGGCUCAGCGCAGGUGA